Molecule: messenger RNA, 4690 nt
Organism: Synchiropus splendidus (mandarinfish)
Lineage: Eukaryota; Metazoa; Chordata; Actinopteri; Syngnathiformes; Callionymidae
Gene: itgav
Product: integrin, alpha V
Exons: 32
Coding region: 233-3364 (1043 amino acids)
Biological process (GO): cell adhesion mediated by integrin; integrin-mediated signaling pathway; cell-cell adhesion
Cellular component (GO): integrin complex; external side of plasma membrane
Molecular function (GO): integrin binding
Source: RefSeq, a predicted model, not a curated record
AACUGGGCAGCAAUCCGACAGCGACGACACUGUCCCGUUUACUUCCCAUUAUUUGUCGGAGGAGGCAGAUGGAGGAGUCGCUGGAAGUGAAGUCCCUUUACACGACAGCUAAUCGCGGGGAUCUUGAGCAACAUUCGGACCAAGAAUUUGGACGUACGACGCGUUGGUGAACAGGAAGUUAGCUUGACGUUUCUGCUAAUCUCCCACCGAUAGCCUUGUAGUGGGGUCGACCAUGGCAGUAGGAUGGGCUGAACUCACCGUUUGUUGUCUGAUAAGUUUGCCUCUCCAAUUGGUAAACUCAUUCAACCUGGAUGUUGACAAACCUUUAGUUUAUUCUGGGACCGAGGGGAGCUACUUUGGUUUCUCUGUAGAUUUCUUCAAGACUGCCACUAACAAAGGGGCCGAGAUUUUGAUUGGUGCUCCCAGGGCCAACACUUCAGAUGUCAGUGAAGUUGUGGAAAGAGGAGCUGUGUACAGUUGUCCUUGGAAAAGUUCAACAUCAUGUCGACAGCUGCAGUUUGACAUUUCAGGAGACCGCAAGAAUGCUAAUGGGGAUCAGAUGGAGUUUAAAUCCAAACAGUGGUUUGGUGCAUCAGUGCGAUCAGAUGGAGAACACAUCCUGGCCUGCGCUCCGCUCUACCAGUGGUCAACCUUUGGUAUCUCUGAGCGAGAGCCUGUGGGAACUUGUUUUUUGAAGAAGGGGUCAGAGAUUGUGGAGUAUUCUCCGUGCAGAUCAAACGCCAACUCUCCUGAGGGUCAGGGAUUCUGCCAAGCAGGGUUCAGUGCCAGUUUUCUUAAGAAGAACAACAGAGUGGUGGUUGGAGGACCCGGCAGCUUCUACUGGCAGGGCCAGCUGAUUUCUGAUGAUGUCACCGAGAUAUUUGCCCGAUCCACAAAUGGCUACAUCACUCCAUAUGGAAAUACCUUGGCGACAAAGUCUGCCACUGCCCAGUAUGACGACAGUUACCUCGGUUAUUCUGUGACAGUGGGUGACUUCAAUGAUGAUGGAAAGGAAGACUAUGUGACUGGAGUCCCCCGUGGAGAGAAAGCUCUUGGUUAUGUGAAUAUCUUCAAUGGGCUCAACAUGGAGUCGAUGGUCAACUUCACAGGAACUCAGAUGGCUGCCUACUUCGGACAUUCGGUAGCUGCUACUGAUGUAAACAGAGAUGGGCUCAUAGACUUGUUGGUCGGUGCCCCAUUAUUCAUGGACAGAGGUUCCGAUGGCAAACUGAGGGAGGUGGGAGAGGUGUCUGUGUAUCUUGGAAAAGGUGGAUUUUCCUUUCACCUUGCGCAGACCCUCAAAGGGUCUGAGGUGUAUGCUAGAUAUGGCUCGGCCAUUGCUGCACUUGGGGAUCUGGACUUGGACGGCUACAAUGAUGUAGCUAUUUCUGCACCUUACGGAGGUCCUGACCACCUUGGCUUAGUCUACAUCCAUAAUGGCGGGCCAAAUGGGCCUGAUCGUUCACCGUCACAGGUUCUUCAGGGAAAGUGGGCAUCCACCUACAUGCCUGCAAGCUUUGGAUAUUCUAUGACUGGAAAUACUGACAUUGAUCAGAAUGGAUAUCCAGAUUUAAUAGUCGGAGCCUUUGGAGCAGACAAAGCAGUUCUAUACAGAGCUCGCCCUGUAAUUGGCGUGAACGCCACAUUAGACAUCACUCCUCAGAUCAUCAACCCAGAGGAAAAGAAAUGCUCCCUUUCUGGGUCAAACACACCUGUGUCGUGCUUCAGAAUAAAGUACUGUAUAAAGGCCAGUGGAACUCAAGCUCCAAGUCUUCUAAACUUCCGUGUACAUCUCAUGUUGGACCGUCUCAAGCAAAAGGAGACCAAACGUGUUCUCUUCCUCUACAAUAAAGCGUUUCAAUAUGCAAAGAACAUGACGGUGUCAAACGGCAAAACCCCUGCAUGUGAGGAGCAACAGGUGUUUCUGAAGGAUGAAUUUCGAGACAAGAUUACACCUAUCUCUGUGGUGAUGGAGUACAGUUUAGACUCCCAGCAUGCUGCGGAUCAAACCGGGCUGCUGCCCAUCCUGGAUAUGUCAGCCCCAUCCAACAUCACUAAGCAGUGCCACAUCCUGUUGGACUGUGGGGAGGACAACAUAUGCAAACCUGAUUUAAAGUUGUCUGUGGAGAGCAAUCUCCAGCAGAUUUACAUUGGAGAUGAUAAUUCUCUAACCCUGAAGAUUACUGCUGAGAAUCUGGGUGAGGGAGCCUAUGAGGCUGAGCUUCACGUCUACCCCCCACAUCAAGCUGACUUCACCGAGGUCGUCCGUGGUCCGGCUCUUACCAGGUUGUCGUGUGCGUACAAAAAAGAAAACCAGACCAAGAUGGUGGUUUGUGACCUGGGCAAUCCAAUGAAAGGAGGGACAAAGGUGGUGGCGGAGUUAAGCUUCAGUGUGCACCAGCUGUCUGAGGAGGACACGUCAAUCAAGUUUGACCUUCAGAUGAUCAGCUCCAACCAGUUCAACAAUACCAGCCCUAAGGUGUCAAGUGUCACCAAGCUUGCAGUUCUCUCCAGAGUUCAGAUCCGAGGUUCCUCAUCUCCUGGUCAGGUUCUAUUACCAAUCGCCAACUGGAAGCCGAAUGUACCUCCUGUCUCAAAGGAAGACCUUGGGCCCCAAAUACUGCAUGUGUUUGAGCUGCUGAACAGCGGCCCAAGUACCUUCAGUAAGGCGGCGCUGGAGGUGAAGCUGCCCUAUAAGUUGAGCAACGACUCCCUGCUCUAUGUAACCAGCUUUGAGACUGAGGGUCCUGUCAAUUGCAGUACAGAUGUGGAAAUCAACCCACUCAACAUUUCGCUCCAUCUGGCUUCCGAAAAAAACGCCACUGAUGUGUCAUCCGGCAAUGUACAAACGGAGGGACGGAAUCCAAACCAUGUAAGGAAGAGAGACCUGGAGCCCCGAGACUCACAGGACGAUCUGCAAAUCCUGGACUGCAACACCCAACAGCAGUGUUUACAGUUCAAGUGUCAGGUUGGCCGACUGGAGAGGAACAAGAAUGCCAUCCUCUUCAUCUACUCUAGGCUGGUUGUCAACAGCUUCCUGAAGGCUGAGAACCAAAACCGUUCGUAUGUGAUUCACUCAUCUGCAGCUGUCAAUGUUAUUGAGAUGCCAUACAAGAACCUGGUGUCUGAGCUGCCAUCCAACAGCACAACGGUGAGUGUGUCAGUGCUGUGGGUGGCGGAUAUUCCUCCACCUAUACCAGGCUGGGUUGUUGCCCUUGCUGUCCUGGCAGGACUGUUGCUGCUGGCUCUGCUGAUCCUCAUCAUGUACAAGCUGGGUUUCUUCAAACGUGUCCGCCCCCCUCAAGAAGACUCUACUGAGAAGGAGCAACUGCAGCCAGAGGAGAACGGGAACACUGAUGCUUAAAUUUCUUCUUCACUGUGGAUGAUGACUGAACGUUGAUGGAAAGUAGAUGUUGAAAAACAAGUACUUACUUUGAGUGUUUUUGCCAAAACCAGUGUAACAGCUUCCACUGAUUAAACCAGCAGCACAUGCAAUGUUGAUUAUUUGGUCAUUUUUAAUUGUGUAUUUUUUAAAUUACUGCCAAAAUAUAAAUGUCAAUAAUACAUUGGGUGAGGAUUGAGAGAACAUACACUGUAUGGUUAAUAAACUGCUGUGUGUACAGUAUUUUGUGUAUUGCAGAGUGUAUAUUUUAAGGAGGUGUAGAGAAGGAAGCACAAUAUGAAAUAUUUCUUUACCACAAUGAUCUCAAAAUAUGUGUGUGACUGUUAACUGCUUUUAUAACUUUGUGGAAUCUGGCCUUACUUUCUAAUCAUCACUUUGCUUCUUUUUGUUUUUGUGAACUUUCAACUGCGGGUACUAGUAUGUAUAAUUAAUCUUGAAUUUUGUCCGUCAGUCCUGAGCUGAGGACAAAUAAUGGGUUCUGGUUGUUUUACUCAGAGUACAUCCAGCAAUUGUUUUCUUUCCAAUCGUUUAAUAACUUGACUAAUAGCUUUGGAAUUCACAUGCCACCGAGUUACACCGUAUCAUUUAUAAUGUAUUGACUUCAUGAUUUCAUGGAUUUGCUCACGUGAUUAAGUAUAACAAUAAACCACAGAUUUCCUCAACCCCUUUGACUAAUUGGUGUUUUGAACCACCCUGCUUGAAAUGGUCAGCACACAAGGGUUAGAGGUCAGGCUUAUCUUGGGUUGUUUGCCAUUUCUUGCAAAGUGUCCUGAAGUUUAAAGUGUGAUUUUACAUGUCUUCUUUCAAAGCAAUGCCUUAAUACCAAGUGGAAAUUGACUUCUUCAGUAAGAUUUUUUCCUUUUUUAAUUUUGUUUUUGAUUUGUGUUUGUGUUUUAUUUUGUGUCUUUGACAUUGAGGUGGUACAGAGAGUGACUUGAGCUUGUUGAUAAAAGUUAGCAUUUAACAAUUACCAUUUCUUUGUCUUGAUAAUAAUAUAUUUUGCUGCCUAAUCCUGAAAUUAGUGCAUAAAUUAAUUGAGAUAUCUGUAAUUAUCGGCGAUCAUUUGGUAUCACACUGGUGUUUUGAAACUAAAGUAAAAUGAACAUGCUAGAAGUGUCUUCCUUGUUUUAUGAUUCUUUUGUUUUUCGUUGUAAUUUUACAUUUGGACCACAGUCGGAUCCUCGCUGUAUUACCAGGCUGCAUCCACAUAGAAUGAUGGUGGUGGACACAAGCAUGCAGCAGUGACUCCACUAAAUUACAUGAGCCUUCUUGUCUAUGCAUUAAAUG